Lentinula edodes (shiitake mushroom) is the source of this 782-nucleotide messenger RNA. RefSeq lists its product as uncharacterized. The coding region runs from base 99 to 764 and encodes 221 amino acids. The record is from RefSeq and is a predicted model, not a curated record. The transcript has 3 exons. Lineage: Eukaryota; Fungi; Basidiomycota; Agaricomycetes; Agaricales; Omphalotaceae.
CUCAUAUAUAAAGAGGCUCCUCUUUCGCAAGCUUUGCCUUCUUCUUUCCACCAUCCAAGAGCUACGUUCAAGUUCAACUCAACUUUACUAAGCUAGCCAUGUCUUCCGAUAACAAAGAUCAACUUCCUGGAGAGCAUUUCGAGCCUCGUCAAACCGCUACCUCAGACGAUUACACUCCAGAUCAGGCCAAGUCUUUGCCUCUGGAGCCAGCAAGGCAGCGUCUCGUCGAUGACAUUCUCGCUUUGUACAGCUGCAAGCCGACAGUGGAAAGAGUGAAAAGGUACUCUUCGGAUUGCGUGUACGACGAUCAGUUCGUCUAUGCAAAUGACCGUUACAAGAUGGCUGCCCAAUGGUUCGCCCUACCCAAGUUGUUCAGCGCAAGCGUCAACAAUGGAUAUCAAGUUGUCAAGAACGAGAGAGACUUCAUUCAGUUCAAAAACGACCAGUCCUGGACCUUUCGCCUUAUCCCUAAAACCGCGCGUGUGACUGGUCUCGUUUCGCUCUCCCUCGACCCUUCGACGAUCGACUCGGACUUUAUCCAAGUCAAAUACCACAAGGAUCAGGCAAACGAGAAGGACUACUCUCAUGAAGGUUUCGGAUUUUCGUUCAAGAAAUGGCAAGCGGACAAUGUCCCGAAAGUGUUGAACGUGCCGGAGAUGAAGGAGUUUGAGCAGGACAAACAUGCGGCAAAGGAAGACGUGAGGAAGUAUGGUACAGGAACCGAAGAAGGAAAUGCACCCAAGGAAGAUUUCACGAAGAUGUAAAUCGUAGUGACAUUGUUA